Molecule: messenger RNA, 5583 nt
Organism: Condylostylus longicornis
Lineage: Eukaryota; Metazoa; Arthropoda; Insecta; Diptera; Dolichopodidae
Gene: raw
Exons: 4
Coding region: 2125-5070 (981 amino acids)
Cellular component (GO): plasma membrane
Source: RefSeq, a predicted model, not a curated record
GAAUAGAUAUUAAUGUUUAAAUUAAUGCUUCAGUUUUUUCUCUUUUUUCAACUUAACUGAGAGAAAUAUAAAUUUUAGUAUGAAAAAGAAAAAAAAAGUGAUUUCAAAAUUGAAAUUGAAAAUACGAGAAUCAUAAUGUGACCAAACAUUUUUUAUAUUCUCAUUACUCAUAUAAUAAAAAACAAAACAAAUAGGAAAGAUGAAGUGAAAAAGGAACUACAAAAAUAUAUGUAUAUGUGUAUAGUAUAUAAAUAUGCAAGUGUGUAACGUGAAUUAAUUCAAAAUAUGUGAAAUAGAAAUAUAGAAUUGAAAUACGAAAUUCAGAAAAAAUUGUGAGGAAAAAAUAACCUUUUACUAUAUUAACGAAAUUUUUACAAGAGGAGAGUUAAUGUGCGCUUAUCGGUGUUGUGUGUAAAAUGGAAAUAUAUAACGAAAAUAAAUAAGUAUUUACCUACAAAAAGCGGAAUAUUUAUAUAUAUAUUUUAAAUAGUAAUUAUUAAAGAAAAAAUAGAAAACAUUUUGCAAAUUUAGAAAUUAAAAAAAAUUGGUUUAUAUAUUUUGCUCUAAACAGUGUAAUUAAUUUUUCUUGAAGAGUGUUCAACUUUUUAUAAAAAAAACACAAACAUAUACAAAGUAGGAAACAUAAGUAGAUAUAUACUAUGCAUAUUUACGAAAAGAACCGAAAGCAAAAAGAAAUAGAAAAAUGUGUUAUUUUAUUGCUUUCUUUUUUUAAUCGCUGUCAUCAUCCAAAAUUAAUACCUAAAAUUUUCGAUGUUGAUGUGUUUAUAAAUUUAGUGAUAGGACUUAAUGUGUUCUAAUUUGAUUUCGUUUAUCGUUUUGUUGGAUGGAGUUUACAUUUAAAGAAGUAACUACCUACCUAUUAAAAUAUAAAAUAGAAAGAUUUUAUCCAUUAAUAUAAAACAAGAGAAAGCAAACAUUUUGUGAUUUUUGUGACACUUAUUUGUACAGCAGGGGAAAAGUGAAUAAACUAAUAAUUCGAUAAUAAAAAUCAAAUGAAAACAAAAAAAAUGAAAACAACAAAAAAAAAUGAAAAAAAAAACAAAACUCAGUACAAAUAAAAUUAAAAGCAUAAAUACAUUUUUAAAAAUAAAUUUAUUUUUUCAUUCAAAAACAAUGUAAACAUGCUUUUUCUUUCAGUAUAAAACUAUUCAAUAGCAUAAAAAAUUUUUAUCGAUUUUUUGUUUUACUUUUUAAUAAUAGAAUGAUUUAAUAUUUUUACUGAAAAAAGAACACAAUUAUUGUUAAAUGUGUAUUUAAAAAAAUUGACAAUAUAAUUUUUAUUUGCUAUUUUGUAACAGUAACAAUAAUUUUUGACUUUUAAGAAAUAUGUAACUGAUCCGAAAAAAUUCAUGUACAUAUGUGAAUGAAUAUGUGUGAACUGUGUAUGGCUUUAAAAAAAUCAAAUACCUACACAUAUGCAUUGUUAUAUAAAGUAUAAGCUUUUUUUUACAGGUAGUGUUUUUUAUUGAAGUAAAACAAAAUUACGUUUACAUUAUCGCCACCGAUUGACUGUGUCAUUUUAUAAAAAUAUUUUGAGACAUUAAAUAAAUUGAUAUAUACAUAAAAAAUAAGAGCUUUAUGUACAUACAUAAAUUUAUCUGGCAAUUUCAAAUUUUCACAUUUGCCUAUAUUCAUACAUACACAUGCUCAUAUAGUAUAUGUAAGUGAAAAAAAUAUUUACAUCCAUGUGUAUAUAAUGUUAUAAUUCAAUCAUUAUAUUUAAUAAUAAAAAAAAAACAAAUUUUAAAAUUGUUUGUUUAAAUUUUAUUAAUUUUAAAAAAAAAAAAACUGAAUUAAAACAAAAGAAGACAAACGUUUCAUUACUAAAUAUUCCGAAUAAAAUUCAGAAAAAACCGCUCAAUUAGGCAGCUUGAAAUUUUUUUUUGGAAAUUUAAGACAAAAACUACCUCUAUUCUGGAUAUAUUAAUUUGAAAAUAAAAAAAAUAGGAUUGGAUAUUUGUAAAAUAUUGGCAAAACUCUGACUGAAAUUAUAGAAAAUAAAAACUGUAACCAACAAUGGUUUAUAUAAAUUAACUUUCUGAAAUUGAUUAAUUCCUAUCUUUAUAUGGAAUUGUAAGGUUAUAUUAAAACUAAAAAUAAAUUAUGAAUCAUAGAAUAAAAGAUAAAUCAUCACGACCUCUAUUGUCACAACUUGACACACAAAUCAACGAUCGCAAUAAUACUACAAGUAGUAGUACUAGUAGUAGUAGAAGUAGUAGUAGUAGCAGUAAUAGCAAUUCUAUCAGGACGUUUAGUUCGUCAGCUACAUCAACAAUAACAACGAAAACAGAAAAUUGCACAUCAACUUCUGGAACUAUUCAGUCAUUAUCAAACGAACAAAUAAAAAAUGAAUUAGUCAAUAUUAACACAGACGUACAACUAAAAUCAUCAUCAAAAAUUAAAACUAUUACUAAAAGUUUAUUAGCUUCUACAAAAGAAGUUGCAACAAAUCUCAAUCAAAAGCUUUUAACAGUUAACCGUAUAACUGCGAGACCAAAUACCUUAAAUGUUAUCGCGCAUGAGCAAAAAUAUGUAGAGGCAAAAUUAAUCAUCUGCGAAGCAUUAAAUGCUUGGCGAUCAAAGGCUCGAUGUAAUGUUGUACAAGGUGAUCGGUUAAAAGAACUUUUUAACGAAUUACAGUUUAAUCCAAGCUCGAAACAAAUAACCGAAAUAUUGCAAACUGCCAAAUUUUUUACACGUAAAGGUGAUCGUCAAUUAAAUGGUUUAACUUUCGGAGAGUUUUGUGUUUUAGCAGCAGAUCUAAAACGUUUUAGAUCAUGUAAUUUUUCAUCCCCCACAAACACUCCACCAUUAGAUUCCACCCAAGCAAAAAAAACGUCAUCGAGUGAUGAAUCUACAAUGGAAGAUUCCUUAAAAAACCCUAAUAGCAGUCCUGAAGUAUUUUUAGGAGGUUCUUGUAACCCAACAACAUGGCGUGCUGAUGUAGCUAUUCCAACUUUAAGAAAGCUUGGCAUUUCAUUUUAUAAUCCACAAGUAUCACAUUGGACUCCCGAUCUAAUAGAUUUAGAAUACCGAGCAAAAGAGAAGGCUCAAGUAUUAUUUUUUGUUAUGGAUUCAGAAACUCGUGCAUCAGCUGGAGCUAUCGAAGUGGCUUAUAUAGCUGGACAAAAUGCAAGACAGUUAGUACUCGUGCUACACGCAUAUAGACCAGAUCAAUGUAUAAACAAUGAGCCAGUAUCAGCACAAGAGUACACUGACUUAAGUCGUAACCAACAGUUAUUAAAAGAAAUGGUUCAAAGGCGAGGCAUACCAGUGCUAGAUAACAUUUCGGAAGGAUUAAAACGAACGAAACAAAUAUUAGCUGGUGUUUGUGACCCGCCAACAAGUAUUUCAUCAGUUUUGAUUAAAAUACGCGGAGCUUUUGAUCGGGUUUCUACAAAUGACUUCGAAAUGACCACAAAAAAUUCUAAAUCAAAUUCAAUUUACCUUCCAUAUAAUGGUAACAAAAUUACCUUAGAACAAUGUCAAUUAGCGUUAUCAUUUAUUGGGUAUGCUCAAAGCCUUUUAAAAUUAGAAAAUUUAAAAAAUAUAUUAUUGUCAUAUAAGGAACCGUUGCAGCUUCACGGCAUAGUUUCGCCAACACAAUCGAUCGAACAAGAAUUAAAAACAAAAACUCAAACAUCGCCAACAAAAAAUAAAAAGCUAAGGGAUAUUUUUAAUGUUAAAUCUAAUUUUUAUAAUGAAAAUUAUAUUAAUUUUGAUGAAUUUUGUAUAAUCGCAGCUCAUUUAUCCUUACUACAACAAGAAAUAUAUGAACAUGGCUGUAUUUCACCAAUUAAAGGUACAAAUAUAACGCCACCACCUAUUUUUUUUGCUAACAUGCAAGAAACAAGUGGAGCAGAAAACGUAAUAUUAAGGUCAUCUAGUUUUAAUAAUAGUAAAAGGAUACUACGAACAGGAAGCUUUAGUAUAUCAUCAAUGUUAUCCCCGACAUUACAAUCAUAUUCUCCAACCCAUAACUUAAUACCGGCAUCAAUUACACCAGUAAAAAUUGUUAAAGAAAAGCAUUCUACAUUGAACGAACGAAACAAUAGUGGAGACAGUGGUACAUCUUCUCCACAACCACCUUUAAUGCAGGAAUUUGGUACACAAUUAACUUUAAAUUCAAGUGGAAGCACAAGCUGUAGUAGUUGUAAUAAUUUUAGUAGCAAUGCACCAACAGCACCACUAAACUCAAAAUCUAAAUUUAAUUUUGGCAAUCAAGUUAUUUCUUCAAGAAAUUCUGGCAACUUUGAUCAAAUGCUAUUGGCAAAUCAAAAUAAUAAUUAUGAUUCAGCUUUAGAAGACGAAUCUGAUUCGAAUGAUUCAGUGUUCUCAAGCGGUAGUUCCGUUAAUUCGUAUUUAUGUGAAAGUAAAUCAUCUUUCUCAUCUGUUAUUGGUAAAGAAUUUUGUGACGUUUAUUUGGGAGGCAGUUGCUUCUUACGUACAACGUGGCGUUGUAAGAUCGCUAUACCGUAUUUAAACUCAAGGGGAAUUACAUAUCAUUUACCAGCGCUACAUGAAAGUAUAAUACCAUCACCAAAGCUAAAACGUUGGUUAAGUGAAAUAUCGUCAAAAUCAGAAGAAGACAACACUUAUUAUGAUGAAAAAUUAUUAAUUAAUUUAAACAAGAAUUUUAGAUCAAAAAAUACCGAUGAAGAAUUAUCUUGGCCAAGUGUAAUAAGAAAAAAUUUAUAUAAUCCAUCCCUCUUAGACUCAAGUCGAAUUUUAUUAUUUGUAAUUACAAAUGAGACUAGAUCCUUAGCUCCAAUGACGUUGGCUGCCCAUUGCAUUGGUUUAAUGUAUAACGUUAUAUUAUGUGUUCAAAUGUUAUCUGAAAAUGAUUGUUACAUUGGCAAUGAGAAAUUGACAACAACUGCAAUCAAAGAUUACAAUCGCGGUAGAUCUUAUUUAAUUGAUUUAGCUAAAAGACAAGGUGUUCCAGUUUUUGAUGAUAUUAAAGAAGCAUUAGAUUGUGUUGCUGAGAAACUGAAAGCAUCAUAUUCCAGAAAUAAUCUAUUACAAAAUAAAUUUCUACGAAUAUUAUAAAAUUUAGUCAAAAUAAAAAUUAAAGCAAAGUAUCUUCAUAAAUGUAUGUAUUAGCUGUUUUAUGCUUAUUAUUCACGAUGUGAUUACUGUUUUAUUUCUUAUUUGUGAAAUGUGAUUAUUUAUGUUAUUAAAUUGUAUAGGGAAAAUGAAUUUAUAGUUAUAAAAACACCUUGCACUAAUAGUAAUAUGUACAUACAUAUAUAAUUGCUGUAUAACCAAAAUCGCAACGUAUAUGAUCAGCAUUAAAACUUUUCUUCAUACAGUUUGUAGUGAAUUAAUUUGGUUGACCAUUUUUUAAAAAUAAAGAACAAAGAUAACUUAAAAAUAGGUUAGGGUUUAUAAUAAGUUUCUUAUUUGUUCUAAUACUCAAUGAAAUUUAAUUAUUAACCUUGCUAUGAAUUGUAAAAUGUUUUAGAUAAUAUUUAAUGUAAAUAAUUCAUUUAAAUAAGUAAUUAUACUUUGUAUUAUUUAUUUAACUUUAAAAUUUUUAUGCUUUUAUUAGUUGACAAACAA